AUGGCGGACGUCGACCCCGCAGCCACAGUCUCUAACACAACCCCAACCACAACCUCAAACGAUCCCCCUCCCCCUCCUCCUCGACCAACCUUCAACCGCGACCGUAACAUCAAAUACUGGCUUCGCUGCCUGCGCACCCUCCUACCCACCGAAUACACUUCCAACGACCUCAACCGGACCUCCUUAGCUUUCUUCUGCGUCAACGGUCUUUCCAUUCUCGGCGAACUCGGUAAUCUUACCAAACCCGAAGAACGUGCGCAAUGGAUAGACUGGCUGUACAGCUGCCAGCUCUCAACCGGUGGAGGUUUCCGCGCCUCUCCCGCGACGGAUAUAAAGGAACAAUUAUCUGAUUCGAACCGUAUUUGGGAUCCCGCGACUCUUCCGGGCACAUUCUUCUGCCUGAUCACACUACUCUCGCUCGGCGACGAUCUAACGCGUGUUACUCGCGAAGAUACGUUGGAAUGGUUGGCUACGUUACAACGUGCCGACGGAAGCUUUGCGGAAAUGCAUAGUGGUAUAGAUGAGAAAGAAGAUACUGCGACACGAGAUCCGAGGUUUGUUUACCUUGCUGCGGCGGUACGGUGGUUGUUAAGAGGUGAGGAAGGUAGUUUAUCGCGUGAGGUGAGGGAUAUCGAUGUCGACCAGGCAGUACGUUAUAUUCAAUCUUGCGAGGCAUAUGAUUAUGGAUAUGGAAGCCGUCCGGGCGCUGAAUCCCAUGCCGGCCACACAUUCUGUGCAAUCUCAGCCCUGUCCCUCCUUGACCGCCUCCACCCACCUAAAAAACCAGUAUCGUAUCCAAUUGGCCUUCCGAACCCCUCUAAAACUUUACAUUGGCUUCUAUCUCGUCAAAACGCACCUACAGACCCCGAAUCCUUUGACUCAGGUUCUCAUAUCUCCCCACCACCCCCACCGUUCCCACCAUCGGAUGCACAUAACGGGUUUAACGGCCGCGAUAACAAGCGUACAGAUACCUGUUAUAGCUUCUGGGUGAUUGGUUCUUUAGAUCUACUGAAAAAAGCACAUCUUGUAAAUUCGGAGAGCAAUCGCGAGUAUUUACUUGAAGACACAGCGCAUCGAAUCGGCGGGUUCGGGAAGUGGGCUGGUGCUCCACCUGAUGUCCUGCACAGCUGUCUAGGAAUGGUUAGUUUGGGUAUCUUUCGCGAGGAAGGUAUUAAUCGAGUAGACAGCGCACUUUGUACGGCACUACAGACGAGGGAACUAGUUGAGAGUCUAGGUUGGAGAAAGAAGAGGAUAUGA
Messenger RNA from Orbilia oligospora ATCC 24927, 1257 nucleotides. RefSeq lists its product as uncharacterized. The transcript has 2 exons. Bases 1 to 1257 code for a protein of 418 amino acids. Gene Ontology annotation, molecular function: CAAX-protein geranylgeranyltransferase activity. Gene Ontology annotation, cellular component: CAAX-protein geranylgeranyltransferase complex. The record is from RefSeq and is a predicted model, not a curated record. Lineage: Eukaryota; Fungi; Ascomycota; Orbiliomycetes; Orbiliales; Orbiliaceae. Gene Ontology annotation, biological process: protein geranylgeranylation.